Brenthis ino (lesser marbled fritillary) is the source of this 2292-nucleotide messenger RNA. The record is from the annotation of a GenBank genome assembly. Lineage: Eukaryota; Metazoa; Arthropoda; Insecta; Lepidoptera; Nymphalidae.
AUGGCUGGUGCACAAGAAAAAUGGUAUUUUACAAAAGAGCAACUACAGAACUCCCCAAGCAGAAAAUGCGGUUUAGAUGCAGAUAAGGAGUUAGCUUAUCGGCAGCAGGCCGCAAAUCUCAUCCAGGAUAUGGGCCAGCGGCUCCAAGUUUCCCAACUAUGUAUAAAUACAGCAAUAGUGUAUAUGCACCGAUUCUACGCGUUUCACUCCUUCACCCAGUUCCACAGGAAUGCUAUAGCCGCUGCUGCCCUGUUCCUUGCUGCAAAGGUAGAAGAACAACCACGAAAAUUAGAAUAUGUUAUAAAAGUGGCCCACGUCUGCCUCCACAGAGGUGAAGGUGUCAAUGCACUCACACCUGAGCAAUAUCAAGAACAGGCCCAGGACUUGGUAUUCAACGAGAAUGUACUGCUACAAACAUUAGGUUUCGAUGUAGCGAUCGACCACCCGCACACGCACGUGGUUCGCACCUGCCACCUUGUGAAAGCUCCAAAAGACUUGGCCCAAACAUCCUACUUCAUGGCCUCUAAUAGUCUCCAUCUAACGACAAUGUGUCUUCAAUACCGACCGACAGUUGUCGCAUGCUUUUGUAUACAUUUGGCGUCGAAAUGGAGUAAUUGGGCAAUCCCGCAAUCCCACGAAGGCAGACACUGGUUCUCAUAUGUGGACCGAAGUGUCACAACUGACCUUCUUGAGAGAUUGACAGCAGAGUUCUUACAUAUAUUUGAUAAAUGCCCCUCGAGAUUGAAGAGGAAGAUGAUGACAAUGUCAAAUAGCGGUAGUUCACCACAUUCAAAUGCCGCACACCCAUCCGGUUCGGGGGUGGCCAGCUCGCCCUUCGACAAAAAACACACGCUUGCCAACAGCGAUGAAAUAGACAAAUCAUUUGAUAAAGAAUAUGAACGUGAAAGGCGUCGUCAGCAACCACCAGGCGGCUAUGUGCCAGCAACCGUACAACCAAAUCCGCCGCAACCACAGAAAAUAGAUUAUAACUUGUACAGAGAGAAAAGAGAAAGAGAGGAGAGAGAGAGACGGGAAGAGAGGGAAAGGCGGCAACAACAAAUACAAAGACCACCUCCUCCGAACCAGCCGAACCAACGUCCAAGCCAACCUCCUCCACACCACCGACCUACCCCACACAAACCUCACCCAUGGCCUCACAAGCCACCCCAUCACAAACCCCCACACGACCACCGACACAGACCACCACCUAUCCCAUCCACUUCUAACCCCCAACCUGAACCGCAAAGAACACGUCCUCCGUCCCUGUUUUCACCUGAAAACCCGACCCCUGCAGUCGCGGCCCCUAGGCGACCCCCAAAUCCUCCUAGACCCAGGCAGGAACCGAGUAGACCUAUGCCAAUUCCCCAACCGACCCCACCAGAGCAGAAACUCCCAAGUCCUCAUAAAAAACGACCCGAUCCGACAGCAGUGGUUCGCGAUAUGCAACCACCUGCUAUACUAUCCCCAUUCUCAUCUCCCCCCAACAAAGAUAUGAAGUCUAGACCAAGACUCCCAUCAAAUUCUGAACCUGAAUUAGUACCUGUAGUUAAAAAAAUAGAUGAAACACCUGGUUACGAAAAUGUCAUACGUGACUCACAACGCGGUAACAUAAUAAAAACACGUCAACCAGAAAGAAAACCAGAGCCUAGGCCCCUAAAUGGUAUAGAAACCGACCCCACAUUGGUUUCAAACCUCCUCAAGGAAAGUCUGGCUAAACCAGUACCGAUAACCGUUCCUACGGAAAAGAAAUCUCCCGUAGAAGUGAAAAAGGAACCGGUAGUAGAGACCCCUGUUCCUCCGCCGGCACCUCCACCCCAAGUCGAACCACCUCCCGCUCCCCAACAGGUACCUCAACCCCCACCGCCACCUCAAGUCUCAGAAGACCCUGACCAUAAACACAAAAAAGAAAAGAAAAAGAAAGAGAAACACAAACAUAAGGAUCGCGACAAAUCUAAAGAAGAAAGAAAGAAACAUAAAAAAGAUAAAGAGAAAGAAAAGAAAGUGGAGCCCCCACCGGUGGUUCCGGAAAAUGAUGGAACCCUCAGAAUAACGAUACCUAGAGAGAAGUUAUCAACGAGUCCAGGAUUGAAGAUCAAAAUCCCGAAGGAGAGGCUCGCUGUGCCCCCACCGCCCCCACAAAAUCCGGGUCUCAAAAUAAAAAUCUCAAAGGAAGUGCUGGAAACGUCUAGAAAAAGGACCGGUGGACCUGACCACGGACCACAACAUAAGAUGCCGCGUCACGAACCCCCGAUGACUAAGGUCGACGCAUUCGGCAACGGACAUCCGGGCAAG